Molecule: messenger RNA, 2057 nt
Organism: Anoplopoma fimbria (sablefish)
Lineage: Eukaryota; Metazoa; Chordata; Actinopteri; Perciformes; Anoplopomatidae
Gene: pmpca
Product: peptidase, mitochondrial processing subunit alpha
Exons: 13
Coding region: 27-1580 (517 amino acids)
Cellular component (GO): mitochondrion
Molecular function (GO): metal ion binding; metalloendopeptidase activity
Source: RefSeq, a predicted model, not a curated record
UACUGGCUGGUCACAGAGGAUCCAAGAUGGCGACCCACAUGUCGAGGUGUAGAACCUGGAGUCGUGUUCAAAGGUUUGGGAUCGCAGCUUACAGAAAAUACAGCAGUGGCGGACGAUACCCAAAUAUCUCCCUCUCUGAGGCGCUGCCUGGGAUCCCCAAGCCAGUGUUCGCAUCUGCGGACGGUCAGGAAAAAUAUGAGACCAAGAUCACUACUCUAGAAAAUGGACUCAAAGUCGCUUCCCAAAACAAGUUUGGACAAUUCUGCACAGUUGGAAUUUUAGUAAAUUCUGGAUCCAGACAUGAAGCAAAGUACCCGAGUGGGAUAGCACACUUCGUAGAGAAACUCGCCUUUUCUUCCACAGCUCAGUACGGGAGUAAAGAUGAAAUUCUCCUCACGUUGGAAAAACACGGAGGGAUAUGUGACUGCCAAACAUCAAGGGAUACCACCAUGUAUGCAGUGUCUGCUGAAGUGAAGGGUCUGGACACGGUGGUCAGUCUUCUCUCUGAUGCUGUUCUACAGCCUCGCCUGCUGGAUGAUGAGAUCGAGAUGACCAGAAUGGCAGUUCGCUUUGAGUUGGAAGAUCUAAACAUGAGGCCAGACCCGGAACCUUUACUCACUGAGAUGAUCCAUGCUGCCGCAUAUCGAGGCAACACGGUCGGUCUGCCUCGCUUUUGUCCUGCAGACAACGUUGACAAGAUAGACAGGAACGCGCUUCACAACUACCUGCGUAACUACUACUGUCCCGAGCGGAUGGUGCUGGCCGGCGUGGGCAUCGAGCACGAGCAGCUGGUUGAAUGUGCCAGAAAAUACCUGCUGAAUGCGAAGCCGGUGUGGGGAACCACCGCGGUGCCCAACGUGGACCUCUCUGUUGCACAGUACACUGGUGGCAUCGUCAAGAUGGAGAAGGAUAUGUCAGAUGUGAGCCUUGGCCCCACCCCCAUCCCAGAGCUCACCCACAUCAUGAUCGGCCUGGAGAGCUGCUCCUUCCUGGAGGACGACUUCAUCCCAUUCGCGGUGCUCAACAUGAUGAUGGGUGGAGGAGGCUCCUUUUCUGCAGGAGGACCUGGGAAAGGCAUGUUCACCCGCCUGUACUUGAACGUGCUCAACAGGCAUCAUUGGAUGUACAAUGCCACCUCCUACCAUCAUAGCUAUGAGGACAGUGGUCUGCUGUGCAUCCAUGCCAGUGCUGAUCCCAGACAGGUGCGAGAAAUGGUGGAGAUAAUAACCAGAGAGUUCAUUCAGAUGGCAGGCAGCGCAGGAGAGAUGGAGCUGGAGAGAGCCAAGACUCAGCUCAAGUCCAUGUUGAUGAUGAACCUCGAGUCGAGGCCGGUCAUUUUUGAAGACGUUGGUCGCCAGGUUCUCUCUACAGGAAAGAGAAAGCUGCCUCACGAACUAUGUGAUCUAAUAAGCAGCGUGACAUCCAGCGACAUUAAGAGAGUAACCACCAAGAUGCUGCGCAGUAAGCCCGCAGUAGCAGCUCUGGGAGACCUGACGGAGCUGCCGUCGUACGAACACAUCCAGGCCGCUCUGUCCAGCAAGGACGGACGUCUGCCCCGCAUGUACCGCCUCUUCCGGUAGACCCCCGGCGCCAUCGAGCAGGUCAUCGCUGGCAAACGUCACUGUAAAUAAACUGGACUGGAAGAUUACAGAUUACACUAGUGUUCCCUCCCACCACAGAACUUGAUGCAGCUCACUCUGGGAGGGGACUAAUACCUCAACUCUUUACCAAACCUCUAAGAGUGGGAAUUUUAAAGAAAAGUUACAUUUUACUCCACAGUAACCUUCGUUUACAUACAGUUGGAGUAUCUGUAUUUAUUGAUUGUGAGCAGGAAAGCCAUAUUUCAUUAUUUACUGGGGUAAUUUUGAAAACCCCCAAUACCAACCUGUUAAUGUUCGAGUCUAUGAAUGAAUGACAACGUAAAGGUAAAGUAGCAUAGACGCAAGAGAAGGAAGCAGCUAACAAGCAGUGUCGACACUGUUUUUAAUUGAGCUUUAUUGUUUUUCUAAGCUUGCAAACACUCAGCUCUCUAAAAAAAUAAAAAAAUCAUAGAGCUG